CGAGUCAUCAUACGCUGAUUGCCGCAGCCACAUCCCUCAGUACCGAUACUGUCACUCGAGGAGGAUCCAUUACAGUCAUUAAUGUCCACCUCCAAAUCCCCCUCUCUCGAUCUUUGCCUCGCAACCCUCCACGAACUUCUCCACCCCGCACCCAUCCUCUCACUCCUCCUCUCGGCUCUCAAUCUCUCUGCCCAUUUUCAACUGUUUGCACGCCAGCUCUCCUCCGAUGCGGGGCUCAUAGCAGCUUUUCAUGAGAAACACUACCAUAUUGUGCACGAGUCAAGUAUCGAUGAGGAAGAGGAGAUAUCGAAAGGAUACUUGUUGGAUAGCUCUGAAGGGGAGAAGGUCAAGCAUAUACGGUAUCGGAAAGAAGAGAUAUUCGAUGCCUCUAUUCGUUUAAGAAAACAUCACAUUGCAACGUCUCUUGCCAUGGUCAAACGGAACCCUCGCCAAGUCAAAGUUCUUAUCGACCUGUACUUUCCAGAUAUCGAUCCGGAAGAUCACUCCUAUCGCAAGAAUGAACACCUUUUUCUAAGCUGUAUGAAGCGCUCCCAAGCGAGAAAGAUGGUGGAAGAGCGGAAAACAGUAAUCAAGUGGUACAAAGAUGCCAUAGAGGUUUUUGAUGCUCAUGAGCCUCCAUUACCCUAUCGAACGUUCUUUUAUGGCGAAACCAGCUCUUUUGCGCAUGGAAAGGUGUUGUCCCAGGCUUUAUUAGAGGAAUGUCAGGAAGUUGUUCAAGAAGCGAGGGAUUUCGAAGCUUUGUUGGCCGGUGAUGGGUCUUGGCAAGGGGAGAAAUGGGCUAGCAGUAAAAGGAAGGGCCGCGAUGUCAGACGGUAUACGAUGACAGCCACCGUAACAGACAGCAAGAGUACAAAUAGAUCUCCCCCCGCCGUAAAGCCCCCACGCCAGCCCCGGAUCUCUCUACCUGCCAACCUCGAUGUCAAUCUCAAUUCACCGCCUUCUACCGAUAACGAUAAACGUACAAUAUCGCCACCAAGUGAUUCUGAAAGUGUGCGUGCCCGGACAUUACCCCGUUUAUCUUUCUCCUCCAGCUCUAUUCGCAAGACAAGUAGUGCACAAUUACGAGAUGGUCAUCAGGCGGAUGCGGAGAGGACACCAUCGAGAGCGCCGGUACAUACUAAUGCGCAAAAGGCAGUCUCCUUGAUUGGGAAGACGGGUGCGACUUCGCCUCCCCCAUCAAGAACGACUUAUCCCGAGAAGUCGUCAGAGUCGUCCAGACGUCAACCAUGCCAUCCAGAAGUGACCGACAAGCGCGUUACAUUACCUGCUUCGGCGCCUUUAUCCCCUUCAUCUCCCCGUACGAAAGCAAAGGAACCUGUAAAACUUAAUAAGGAGACGGAAAGUGAGUGGGCGGCAAAAGAGAGGAGAGUAGAAGAAGCUCGUCUGCGGCGGUCUUUAGGUGGAGCCAAAUUGGGAGAUGGAAAUGGAGAGGGAAUGGGGAUUGAUGUUACUCCAGCGAUCCCGACCCAGAAGCCAGCGACACCCGCUUCUCCUCAGGCAAAAACGACGUUAGCGAAGAAGAAACGUCCGCGACAGUCGUUCCCGCUUUCAGGACCCGAGUUUUCUCGAGGGACGGGGUCUGGGACUGGAAGCGCAAAUAAGCGACCAAAAGUCAUCGAGUGAGACAAUGGUUAGUUGCAAUGCAAGGAAAGCGCCAAUCGCUAGCUCAGAUACUAAAGUAAAGUAAA
This is a messenger RNA of Cryptococcus deneoformans JEC21, 1709 nucleotides long. Its product is annotated as expressed protein. The transcript has 4 exons. The coding region runs from base 82 to 1644 and encodes 520 amino acids. The record is from RefSeq and is a predicted model, not a curated record. NCBI's taxonomy places the organism in Eukaryota, Fungi, Basidiomycota, Tremellomycetes, Tremellales, Cryptococcaceae.